Messenger RNA from Haemonchus placei, 729 nucleotides. NCBI's taxonomy places the organism in Eukaryota, Metazoa, Nematoda, Chromadorea, Rhabditida, Trichostrongylidae. The record is from the annotation of a GenBank genome assembly.
AUGACUGGCGUCUGUUCAAGCGAGUUGAUGAUCAACGGGAGGGCAGUUGAUACAGGCAGUCCUGGACAAUCUGCGAUCCAGAGCACAAUGGUCACGGAAGUAAAUGGAAAUGUGCCUGACGUGGAAAUGCCAAGCGUCCCCGAACCCAAUCCACUAUCUGCACUCGAGAACGUGACCAGCACAUCUCUUCUUCCUCUAACUGAAACUGACGAGACAGCGGAGCAAGCCCACGAAGGCUAUAAGGCUGGAGAAUCAAGGAAGUAUGCGAUGCGCAAACAAAAACAUGCGAAAGAGACUGAUAGAACUCUCACCAUCUUGAUUCUGAUUGGGGGUGCGAUUGUUUUUAUUACUUUGGCUCUGUUAUUACUGCUGGUAGUGAUUAUCGUCAGAAUCAGAAGGAAACGCGCGAAACAAAAGCCCAAAGAAGGACCCGUCGCGACGAAGCAACCACGUAAAAUGGAAAGUGAAGAUUUAAACAGAGUGAAAUUCCAAACCGCGGGGCCAUUGGUGAUGAAUCAAAAGCUGAGAGGUCCAGUGGGUGAUGGCGCUAGUAUAGAUCAGGGAACAGCAGAGCUUGAAAGUGUUAUGAAGCCGAAUGCGGCGGGAACACCUGCACCUAGUCGGCCAAAAACUACACGUAAACCUGUAACGAUGGCUUCAACACAACCUCGUCCCGCACCAGUUCGAAAACCGCCUAAUCCAAGCAAAAUACGACGGAACGAGGUGUGA